AGCUGCUACGACAGAGUCAUGAUGAUCGUCAGCGGAGUCCUUCUUCUGCUGGCCGUCGUCGCCAGGACCGGCUGCCAGAGAAAUCCUGGAAGGAGUGCUCGAGCUAGCAGGAACGAAGCCGGACUGGAAUUCGAAUGUCCUGAAGAAUUCGGGUAUUAUCCUCAUCCUCGUGAUUGCACGCAAUAUUAUGUAUGCGUAUUCGGAGGAGCCCUCCUCGAGUCCUGCACAGGAGGACUCAUGUACAGUCACGAAUUGCAGACUUGCGAUUGGCCCCGAAACGUGGGAUGUUUGGAGCGAGGAAAUGCAGCUAAAGAAGCUGAAGAGGAUCCCCUACUUGAAAGGGCAACCAAAGUCGAGACGAUCCAACAGCAUCAUCAGCAACAGCAGCAACCUCAGCAACAUCAGGCCAGACCUGCUCAGAGACAACAAAUUCCUGUCAGCUCUUCUUCACCUCCAGUUUCAACGGUGACGGAAAGGCAACUUCGUCAACGUCAACAUCAUCAACGAACUUAUGCCGAUGACGAAUACGGUCCAGCAUCGGAAGUUGAAAACGAUCGUCAGCAACGAGUUUAUCGAGGACAGCCCUCCACUAUCGGACAGGUGCAACGAGAUCGCGAUGGUCUGCGAAGGAACAUCAUAUCGGAAAGAGACAAGGACAGCGUGGGCAGUUCUCGAGCGCAAGCCGAGUCUCAUUACAGGAGCGUUUCCACGGAGACGCCGCGAAUUGCCAAAACGACCGCCUCGACUGCACCUCCGGUUAUUUCAAAGUCUUAUUACAACGACGCCGAUCAAAGUUACCCUUAUUACACGAUCUACGACGACGACGUGUCCAUUUACAAGGACGAUGUUUCAGAUUACAAUCAGUACACCGUAAAUCAUUCAGUCCCCGUGCAGCAACAACCGCAACAGCACAAUGUCAGAAUAACCGAGGUUACGACAAACUCGAAGCAAUACACGCAAAAGCCGAAAAAAGUUGCCGUAAACGACGCCGAUAAGUACAAUGUUAACCAUGACGUCACUGUUCAAGACUACGACAUCUACGACAAUCAGGCUCAACUUAAUAAGAACAAGUUCAGAUUAAACGACGGCCAGCAAUCGCUGAGGACGAACGGGCUGAGCCAUCCAGUGAUUCACGCAACGACACCUAAUGCCAUUGUUGACACAUUUGUACCUUUGACAACAACCACCCAAUUGCCAAUCACGACUGCCAGACAAUAUGCCAUAAGUGUUACCAGUCGAGGACGACCGCAAGUUAACCGCGGCACGGCUCCGCCACGCUUGCGGCCAACUUUGAAACCCUCCACCGAAAUCGUAUCUAAGGCGCAGGAAUUCGUCGAUAUCUACAGAUUCCCACCAACUAGACCAGCUCCAAUUUAUCCAACUCCGCAGGUUGAUAAGCCAGCUGCGAAAUGUCGCAAAGACGUGUGUCUGCUUCCAGACUGCAAUUGCGGCGGUUCUGAUAUCCCAGGUGACUACUUGCCGGAGGAGAUCCCACAAAUCGUCCUCCUGACGUUCGAUGAUUCCGUCAAUGACCUAAACAAGGGUCUUUAUUCGGACCUUUUCGAGAAGGGCAGAAAAAACCCGAACGGAUGUCCUAUCUCUGCGACUUUCUACGUUUCCCACGAAUGGACCGACUACAGCCAGGUCCAAAAUCUGUACGCCUCCGGUCAUGAAAUUGCCUCCCAUACGGUCUCGCACAGUUUCGGUGAGCAAUUUUCGCAAAGGAAAUGGGCUCGCGAGGUGGCUGGUCAACGAGAAAUUCUCUCGGCUUAUGGUGGCGUCAAAUUGGAAGACGUCAGAGGGAUGAGAGCUCCGUUCCUCUCGGUGGGAGGCAACAACAUGUUCAAGAUGCUAUGGGAUACGAACUUCACCUACGACUCAUCGAUGCCGAUUUACGAGAAUCGACCCCCGAGCUGGCCAUACACCUUGGAUUACAAGCUCUUCCACGACUGCAUGAUCCCCCCAUGUCCGACCAGGUCGUACCCAGGACUAUGGGAAGUGCCCAUGGUGAUGUGGCAGGACUUGAACGGUGGAAGGUGCUCCAUGGGUGAUGCUUGCAGCAACCCCCCGACCCCUGAUGGGGUCUAUAAAAUGCUUAUCAAGAAUUUCGAGAGGCACUAUACGACCAACAGGGCACCCUUCGGUCUGUUCUACCACGCCGCGUGGUUCACUCAGCCACACCAUAAGGAAGGUUUCAUCUCCUUCCUGGACACCAUCGUCGCCAUGGACGAUGUCUGGGUCGUGACAAACUGGCAAGCUCUCCAAUGGGUGAGAAACCCCACCCCGUUGUCUCUCAUGGGGAAUUUCGAGCCAUUUGGAUGCAAUUAUGCGGAUAGGCCGAAAAAGUGCAAUAACGCGAAGGUGUGCAAUCUGUGGCACAAGAGUGGAGUGCGGUACAUGAAGACGUGCCAAGCUUGUCCUGAUAUUUAUCCCUGGACGGGGAAAACGGGAAUCAGAAGCAGCCGAAUUGAUAACGAGGUGGACACCCACGAAUGAGGCGAAAUUCCACCCCUCGAGACCCGAUUAGCGAUAAGUUAAUCAUUUCCCGACCGCGACUCAAAGCGUUUCCCGAAGAAUUAGACGCGGCGGGAAUUUUUCUCUGAUGACCGAGUACGCCGAAUUAUUAUCGGCGAUCGAUCGAUUAAUCAGGUAAUUAGGAAUUGACAAUUAUACAGACACGGAUGGCACCUCGAGUUAUGGAAAGUGAGGACGACGGAGCUCACAGGAGGGUGAAAUUGAAGGCGAGGAUAUGAAAUUGAAUGUGCGUCCUUCGGCGUACUCGGCCGGGGGUGCGACAAGUCCAUUUAUUUAAAUUAAUUCUUAAUUCAUACUUAAGGGGGUUAAUAGAUUACGAAUCAAAGUGAUCAUAAAAGCGGAUGGAAAGGCGUAGGAAAUAUUUACACGACUGUAUUUCUUUAAUCUCAUAUAUCAAGUAGACCUUAUGAUAUGAAAGGAGAAAAAGAAGCGUUUCAAAAUGGCGGACUCUCGAGGCUGGAAAUUUCUGAUUCAUUUAUUAACGCGUGAAUAAUUCCGGGAAAAUGGGAAGGAAAAAAAUGGUUAUCGUGGGUUUAGAAAGUAGGAGAGAUUUAAGUCCACUUUGAUAAGAAUGUCAUUUAUAAACUGUUAAUCCCCUUAAACGAUCGAAUUCCCGACUCUUAAUCGAGGUCACCGAUCAAAAGCAUCGGGUCGGAUGAGGACCUAAUAUUAUGUAAUACUGUUUGUUUUUCUUUUUUUUUUUCGUAUCGUCGACGUAAACUUAUAUUCGUAGAACUCGAUGUUUAAAUUGUAGGAAGCUCCUUUGUACAUAUGGAAUUUUUUUAAACGAUCGUUGAAUCUGUCAUGGCAGCCUCGCGACGAGAAAGAGGAGAUUGUAGCUUUUUUAAUGUCGGGGAACUUAAUCGGGAGCUUCGCUUUUAUUGCAAAUGUCUCGAAGGAGGGCCUUAAAAGUGCCUUCGCGGAAAUUUGUUAAGGGAGGGAAGUAGACAUGUGCAAUCCUUUUUAUACGAUCCACCGAAAUUAUCGAGAUGGGGAUCAAUUUCCGGUGAAAUUGCAUCGUCGGUGGUCUGGGCUGUAUCCUCGAAUCGAUUGAAAAUUAAUAUGCGAUUCGAGAAUGGGGCCUUAUCACGAAUCAUUGUAUUUUCGAGCGUACCACCAAUUGCGAGAGAAUCCUCGUGUUUACCUCCUAGAAACUAGAUGCAUUAUGCAUUUAAUAAAUAACCAUUUCGGUACACUUACUCUCGACUUGCAUAUGCUCGAGAAUGAUGAAUAGAAUGACCCGUCCAUUUAAAUUAAUUUCAAUUUCAUUAAUCACUUUCAGGAAAAUAAAUCAUCGGGUAAUGAUUUUCUUUUUAAAUAAAUUAUCCAACGAAGAUAUUCAGCCAUCGAUGAUUAGGAAAUGGCAAAUAACAACGCUCUUCGUACUUGUUACGUAAUUAUUAAUGAGGCGGUCUCAAUACUUAUUGUUAAUUGAUUCAAUUAAAAUAUAUUACAUUUCGUGGUGAAAUAUUAAUUAAGAACAAUUAUAAAUACUAAUUAUCCAGCAUGAGGCGUCUUUGUCUACGUUCGCAUGGAUGUCUCGUUAAAGUGAUUAGACAUGUCAAUGCCUUAUCGUCGUUGCAACGAGAACAAUUGACAGGGUCGUUGCGACAUAUACAUUAACAUAUACUCUAGACUUUCCGCUAUAAAAGUACAAAAGGUAGUCCCGCCUCGCUAGAAAUCUUCGCUCUUCAUUAUAUUAUCAUGUAAUAAAUUAAUAACGUUAAAUACUGAUCUACAGAGUCUGACUUAUGGCGGGCGAUAAUUAUCGUAAUUACUCUAUAUGGCAGUGAUCUCGCUACUUACAUACGUAGAAUGUCAACGCUCACACGAGUACGUUUAUCUGUACAGACAUGCUUUCAUGAACUAUUCGGUGAUCUGUCAUUAAUCGACAGGGACUUUUUUGGACCGUGGUAAUAAUCAUUGCGAGAGCAAUUAAUAUACUCGUUUCUGGUCGGUACGGAUUAAAUGCGAUCUCGAUGGAAUGACUAUUAGAUGCGCGAUGUCGAAGGCUAGAUUAGGAACUCGGUAGAGUUCCUGGAUUUCACAUUAACCCCUUCGUCCAUUGUUUCUCAAAUUCAUUCCCGGGACAAUUGUUAACGAUUCCAGACGUUUCUGACCUCGUGCCGAGCGCCGGAUUUUCCGCACGCUCGGUCUAGCAUCUUUUGGCUUUGUUAAGUCUUAAUUGUUAACGCCUUAUGCCUUAAGGGCUUAUGCGAAAGUGCCGUCAAAGAGGUCUUUUUUACAAUACCUAUCUCCAGACCAGGUGUACCGAAUCGUUUCAAACUGAACAACUUGAACACGUAGGCCUUGACAUGAAAUUUGUUUAUAGAUAUUUCUUGAAUUUUGUGUACGUUCAAAAUUGCAUCCUGAGAUGCCACUUUCGCAUCGCCUUAAGGAUUUACGGAAUCCGAGGUGCGGGGAAACUCCCGCUCUUUUCCACGUAUAGGAGUUCCACUUCCACUCGAUCAUGG
This is a messenger RNA of Orussus abietinus, 5009 nucleotides long. RefSeq lists its product as uncharacterized. Gene Ontology annotation, biological process: carbohydrate metabolic process. Gene Ontology annotation, molecular function: chitin binding; hydrolase activity, acting on carbon-nitrogen (but not peptide) bonds. The record is from RefSeq and is a predicted model, not a curated record. Lineage: Eukaryota; Metazoa; Arthropoda; Insecta; Hymenoptera; Orussidae. The transcript has 16 exons. Bases 19 to 2496 code for a protein of 825 amino acids. Gene Ontology annotation, cellular component: extracellular region.